This is a messenger RNA of Amorphotheca resinae ATCC 22711, 2131 nucleotides long. RefSeq lists its product as hypothetical. The record is from RefSeq and is a predicted model, not a curated record. The transcript has 2 exons. Gene Ontology annotation, biological process: ribosomal large subunit biogenesis; protein import into nucleus. NCBI's taxonomy places the organism in Eukaryota, Fungi, Ascomycota, Leotiomycetes, Helotiales, Amorphothecaceae. Bases 69 to 2078 code for a protein of 669 amino acids.
GGGCAAAAUUCGACUGUGGAUUUCGAAAAUCUCCAGAUAUUCGACAAAGAUCACAACGGCCAGUCAAGAUGGGCAAGUCAAAACCUAGAAACAGGGUGAAGAACCGCGAUAACCCUACCGCAAAACCUAUCAAACCUCCAUCCGACCCGGAACUCGCGGCGAUCCGCGAGCAGCGCAUUCUGCCAGUCCUGAGAGACCUGCAGAGUGCCGAACUCAAGACAAGAUCGACCGCUGCAAGUGCGAUUUCCAACAUAAUCGAAGAUGAAAAAUGUCGAAAACUGUUACUGCGGGAACAAAUUGUGAGAAUUCUACUCGAACAGACGCUCACAGACUCGAAUCUUGAGACCAGGACUGCGGGGUGGGGAAUUCUAAGGAACUUGGCACUGGAAGAGGAGGCGGACUUCUGUGUUCACCUAUAUAGGCAGGAUAUAUUGACAGCAAUCGAGGGGGCUGUUAGAAAUGUCGUUCAGACUAUUUCCUCUCAGGAUGCGCCCUUUUCCAAUGCUCCCAAAGCUGAACAAGCACUUAUCUGGGAUCUUACAAGCUCAGUCGUCAACCUACUUACAUCGCUAUCCGAAGCACAAGAAGAAAUUGUCGAAGCCAUAUCGAAACUAUCUUCGAUCGUCAACUUUCUCUUCGGACUCCUUUCCUUCGAGCUCGCGCCUACCGAGGCUCAGAACGAAGCACUGUCCUGCUUGACAGCGUUAACGGAGGAUAAUAAACCGCUUGUUCAGAGCAUAGUAGAGAAUGAGGAUUGGCUGAAGGGGCUUAUCCAGCUCAAGGAUACCGGUGGUUUCAGAGCAGUUGCUGCUUGCGGAGUGCUCCAUAACAUCUUCGCGUGCCUGGAGUGGUACGAUCAUAAUACUGAGAAGCCAGGUCUGUCAGAUGCUAUUCUGAUUCCGACACUGGCCAAAUCCUUGGAUCUUGCAAAUUCUCAAAGUAACACCGCAAAUGGUGACACGCCACUCUCGAGUCCUGACCAGGUUUUGCGGUUGGCCCUGGAGAUCACUGCAUCUAUUGCCACAAGUCUUCAGGAGGCAUUGGAGCAUGGGAGCCGGCACGAAAAGGAAUUUGAAGGAUUUGAUGAUAAGGACGAGAUGGACGAUGGUGAAGACAAGAUGGAGGACGACAGCGAAGAGCCCCAUCAGGAAGACGAUGGGGACAACGAGGAAAUGAACGAUGACGAGAUCGAUGCCGAUAUGGACUUGGUGACUGGAGAUGGUCCAGACGAUGAAGAAGGUCCUUCUGAAGAGUUGACGCUCGAAAAUUUAGUCCGAAAUGCCGCACCCAAGAUAUUGCCACUAGCACGUCCGUCUGAACAGAUGUCUACAGGAAGCGAUAGUAUCCAAAGUCAUGCUUUGUCGGCUCUGAACAAUAUUUCUUGGACUGUCUCAAGCAUUGACUUUUCCACGGGUCACCUGGACAGUCUGAAGGACUUCUGGGCUUCACUGGCCCAUAAUAUCUGGAAUGAGGUUAUCAGUCCAGUUCUAGCCUCUAACACAGCAGACAUUGAUUUGGCUUCUUCUAUCACCAGUCUCGCUUGGGCUGUAUCUCGCAGUGUGCAGGGGCAAAUCAAAAUUAACCCAGGCGAGCAAAGGAAAUUCAUGGCACUAUACCAGGCAUCGAAGAACCUAUCCAAGACACAAGAUCAGUCAAACGGAAGUAAAAAGGCAGCAAGCGAGGAUAGCAACGAUGCAUUCCAAGGUAUGGGGGUGAAGAGCAUCGGGGUCCUCGGUAGCCUUGCACUCAACCCUGCCCCCAUCGAGCUCAAUAAGGAAAUUGGGAUUUUCCUCCUCACUGUUGUGGCCGCUGUCCCGGACACAGAACCUGCCGAGGCAGUGGAAGCAUUGAACCAAAUCUUCGAUAUCUACGCGGAUAAGAGUUAUGCUUUCGACGAGCCUGUCUUUUGGGCAGAUGGGUUUUACAAGCAUUUGGAAGAGACGUUACCAAAGGUUAGAAAGAUGGCCAAGUCCAUCGACAAGAGGAAGUUUGAAGAAUUACGCGCCAGAGCAGAUGAAGCUGUCUUGAAUCUGGGGAGAUUCUUGAAAUAUAAGCGCACUGAGAGGGAGGGAAAGUAGUCUAGAUAAAUGUGUCAAUACAAAAGUAAUGUCACGAACACUCUAUGGAUGGG